Molecule: messenger RNA, 2257 nt
Organism: Formica exsecta
Lineage: Eukaryota; Metazoa; Arthropoda; Insecta; Hymenoptera; Formicidae
Exons: 9
Coding region: 198-2003 (601 amino acids)
Molecular function (GO): interleukin-17 receptor activity
Source: RefSeq, a predicted model, not a curated record
CUUCGUCACGUCAAUACGCAGUUUGAUCUCAUCUCUGAUAGAAAUAAUCGUCGACGCCGUUUUGUGUCGUGCACGAUAUUUUGCAUUGUUUAAAUCCACGGCGGAGCAUGUAAGUCGGAGUACGAGAUGACAUCGGUACCGUGAAAAUUGAAGUUGUUAUCAAACUUCGGAGCAGUUGACAUGUUGAGGUCGAUGACAUGUGCUGUUUACCAAAUGCUAUGCAUUACCAAAUAACGGGUAACCUAAAAAUGCGCGUAACAGUCCACAGCUUUUUCUUCGUGAUCGUUCUGUGUUUUUCGACUGAACACGUCUUGGCCUCAUAUUGUUAUCCGGACUAUUGUAAAAAUAUGACUCAUUUGGUUCCAACACCAGAUUUCCAAUGUAUACUAACGCCAGUACAAAGGGGGGAAGAUUGCGCAAAGCUAAAAUUUGACGAUGCUAAUAAGAACUUAUCUAAACAAGAUGACGCCGCAAUCUUUACGUUAUAUGCGUACGUGAAAAACUUUGAUGGUACUCAAAGUAAAGCGACCGCAUUUAAUUUAUCGAUCUCAGAUAUUAAUUUUCAUAGAUUAAUUACGCGUUAUCAAAAUAUUGCCAACGACAAUGAGAACGCGUGUAGACACGUGCAAUUGUAUGAGAAUGCCAGUCAUCCCGUGCCCAAAGACCUAUACGUGUCAUGUCCGUUUUCCGAUGCUACGUACGAAGGAUCUCCGUAUCGCUUGGAAUAUUCCGUGAUCGAGGAACAUUACGCAUACAGUAAAAAAUAUAUCUUCUACGUGCCGCAACACAAACUUAUCGAGGAUGGCAUUCCAGUCGAAAUAUUCACGCCUUUUAUAUACGUAGACUUGUCGGAUUUGUUGAAUCUAGCAUUGUACGUACAACCGCUUCCGUCGAGAUACAAUGUGACGGAUUACAAAGUGUGGUUAAUCAAUAACGACACAGAGACGACAGUCAGUAUUGCAGUUAUAUCCACGAAUAAAAAUAGUGGGCAUGUUUGGUAUAAUUUCUCGGCACCGAAUGGCGUGUAUUAUGUCAAAGUCGCGGCAUUACAUCCAAAGUGCGGUGAAUAUGGAUGCGCGAACAGCACAUCACCAUACAUACACAUAAAACACGCGUCUCAUCGAUUGCUGAUUAUGAUAAUCAGUUUAAUAUGGAUACCACCUGUUUUAUUGUACGCGCUGUAUCAUGUGUUUAAGCUUUACAGAAAGAGAGUUUUAAAGAGAAUAGCAAUAAGGCCAAAUUGUUUGCUGGUGUAUUCACCGACGCACCCGGCACACGUGAAUGUAAUGGCAGAAUUGACAAAAUAUUUAAGAUGUUGUAACAUCAAUGCCAUGAUAGAUAUGUUCGAUAUCGCAGAAACUGCCAGCAAAGAUCCGGGAUUGUGGUGCAAUACUGCGUUUCAGUCCGCGGACGUUGUGCUAGUCGCAACGUCCCCGUCGAUGUCGUCCGCGAAAUCCGAUACAACGAUCGUUUAUCAGAACGUGGACAAUCACCUACUUCGUUUGCUGAAGGAGAACUAUCCGCAGAGGAACAAGAGAUAUUACGUGAUACACCUGCCGUACUGUAAGCCGGAUCAUAUACCGGAGGAGGCGCGACUCUUUCAGAAGUUUCGCUUACCCAAGAAUCUGACAAGGCUUGUGAAGACGAUCCAUGGUAUCAGUUGUUUGCAAUUUCUCACGGCGUCGGAUAGAGAGUUAUUGGAGAGUAUUAGAUGCGCCACAAUGAAGAUAUUUGAGGACGAGGCUAGCAGUAUGACAAAAAACACCAACGAGACUGAUGGUUUAUUAUCACCGAUCAUCCUACAAGAAACUGCCAGUCAUAAAAUCGAUCGAUCCAAUGAGAUUCAUAAGCUCGAUACGCCGGAUGGAGAUGUCAUACCUCAAUCUUUCACGACAAAUAUCGAUGAAUUGAAUUUACUUGGUGAGAUUGGCGAAGAGAAGACCUUCGACUUCAAUUCUACGAGGAAUGACUGCGAAUUUCGCAUCGAUAAAUUGAACUUGUGAUUUUUCUUUUUUUUUAUACAUGUAAAAAUAGCUUGUAAGAUAUUCGUUUUCUAUGCCGUGAUAGAUUUUUUAUGCGACAAUAGUUGAUUCAAAUAAAGAAUAAUUUUCUAUUAAAAAAUUAUAUUGUAACUCGUGUCAAAUAAAACUUCCGUCCCGUUUCUGCGUUCUAAAAAACAAAUAUCUUUUUAUAUAUAAUUAUAUUGCAAAUUUGUAAAAAAAAUUCUUAUAUCCAUUAUAUCUACUAUCUUUUAUAU